This is a messenger RNA of Eruca vesicaria subsp. sativa (arugula), 1828 nucleotides long. The record is from the annotation of a GenBank genome assembly. NCBI's taxonomy places the organism in Eukaryota, Viridiplantae, Streptophyta, Magnoliopsida, Brassicales, Brassicaceae.
CAGCGUUGGCUUCUCCAUAAAACGUCGCCGUUUCAGAUAACGUAAUCCCUCUUCUUCCUCCGUCUCACCGGAAUAUUCUCCCUUUUUGUCUACUCUCCUCCGUCUUCGAAGCUCGUCAAGCUGAAAUCGACCUCCGAAUUUCAUCCCGAUCGCCUUUAUCGGGGAAACUUUAAAGAUUUGGAAAAUGGGAGAUAGCAGUAGCACCAGAUCCACAUAGUAAGGACUUUCGUUAGAGAGUAGUACUAAACAAAAUGGGAGAUGGAAGUAGCACCAGAUCCAACAGCUCAAACAGCAGCACUAGUGAGAAACCAGAGUGGCUACAACAAUACAAUCUCGUCGGAAAAAUCGGUGAAGGCACUUAUGGUCUCGUUUUCUUGGCUAGAACCAAGACACCACCCAAAAGACCAAUCGCCAUCAAGAAGUUUAAACAGUCAAAAGACGGAGAUGGAGUCUCCCCAACAGCCAUCCGAGAGAUCAUGCUCCUCAGGGAGAUCUCACAUGAGAAUGUAGUGAAGCUUGUCAACGUCCACAUAAACUUUGCAGAUAUGUCUCUCUACCUCGCCUUUGACUACGCAGAGUAUGACCUCUACGAGAUCAUCAGGCACCAUAGAGACAAAGUUGGCCACCCGUUGAACCAGUACACAGUUAAAUCCUUGCUUUGGCAGCUUCUCAAUGGAUUAAACUAUCUCCAUAGUAACUGGAUCAUACACAGAGACUUAAAACCGUCUAAUAUAUUGGUUAUGGGUGAUGGAGAAGAGCAUGGGAUAGUGAAGAUAGCUGACUUUGGGCUUGCACGUAUCUACCAAGCUCCGUUGAAACCGUUAUCAGAUAACGGAGUUGUGGUCACUAUCUGGUACCGUGCGCCAGAGCUGCUUCUUGGCUCUAAGCACUACACAAGCGCCGUGGACAUGUGGGCUGUUGGAUGUAUAUUCGCGGAGUUGCUGACUCUCAAACCGUUGUUCCAAGGAGCAGAGGCUAAGUCAUCUCAAAACCCUUUCCAAGUAGAUCAGCUUGAUAAGAUCUUCAAGAUCUUGGGACAUCCAACGGUGGAUAAAUGGCCAACGCUAGCUAACCUUCCUCACUGGCAAUCUGAUCUUCAACACAUUCAAGCUCAUAAAUACGACAGUGCUGGUCUCCACAACGUGGUUCACUUAAACAUGAAGAGUCCUGCUUAUGAUCUCUUGUCCAAGAUGCUGGAGUAUGAUCCGUUGAAACGUAUCACAGCCCCACAGGCCUUAGAGCAUGAGUAUUUUAGGAUGGAUCCUCUCCCGGGAAGGAACGCGUUUGUUGCUUCUCAACCGAUGGAGAAGAAUGUGAAUUACCCUACACGUCCUGUUGAUACAAACACUGACUUUGAAGGCACGACGAGUAUUAAUCCGCCUCAAGCAGUAGCUGCAGGAAACGUAGCAGGGGGUCAUGGAAUGGGGAAUAGAUCGAUGCCAAGACCAAUGGUUGGUCAUAACAUGCAGAGGAUGCAACCGCAAGGCGUGAUGGCUUAUAAUUUUCCUGCACAGGCUGGGAUGAAUCCGAGUGUUCCUAUGCAGCAGAGAGGGAUGGCUCAACCGCACCAGCAGCAGCAACAACAGUUGAGAAGGAAAGAUCCUGGAAUGGGUAUGUCUGGUUAUGCACCUCCUAACAAGAACAGACGUCUCUAAAGAUGAAAAUAAAAUCGUUGUGAUUUGCUUUUAGAGUAGACUAGAAGACUGUAAUGCAGCAGCAGCAUGUGGUUUCUUGCUAUUCAUAAUGUAUGGAUUCUGUAGUUCUGUAAAAACAUUAAUCGAUCUCAAGUGUUAUGUCUUAAAUGAAAUUUUAAUUUUCUUUAAAUUUC